AUGACUGAACUGCAGGCAAAGGAUCCGCGGGCACCCCACGCGUCGGGAGCCGCUCCCUCUCCCACCCACGUCGGGUCCCCCUUGUUUGGACGCUUGGACCCUUGUCCCUUCCAGGGGAACCAGCAGUCGGACGCAUCGUCUGUAGUGUCGCCUAUACCCAUCUCCCUGGACGACAGGCUGCUCUUCCCUCGGCCUUGCCAGGGUCUGGAGCUCGCAGGAGGAAAAGCACAGAACCAGCAAUCGCUGUCCGACGUGGAGGGUGCGUUCCCUGGAGUCGAAGCCACUCGUGAGGCAGGAGGCAGCAAUCCCGCAGCCCCAGAGAAGGACAGCAGACUCUUAGAUAGUGUCUUAGACACACUGCUGGCGCCCUCGGAUACCGAGCAGAGCCACGCCAGCCCUCCAGCCUGUGAGGUCAUCACAUCUUGGUGUCUCUUUGGAUCAGAACUUCCAGAAGACCCCCGCGGUGUCCCUACUACCAAGGAGUUGCUGUCCCCGCUCAUGAACCGGGCAGAGAGCAAGGCUGGCGACAGCUCCAGCACAGGAGCGGGGCAGAAGGUGCUGCCCAAGGGGCUGUCACCACCCAGGCAGCUCCUGCUCCCGACCUCAGGAAGUGCUCAUUGGCCUGGGGCAGGGGUGAAGCCGUCUCCGCAGCCAUCUGCUGUGGAGGUGGAGGAGGACUGUGACCUAGAGACUGAGGGCUCCGCAGGUCCGCUUCUGAAGAGCAAACCUCGGGCAUUAGAAGGCACGGGCAGUGGAGGAGGAGUUGCAACCAGCGCGCCCGCAGCGGCUCCAGGAGGCGUCACCCUGGGUCCCAAGGAAGAUUCCCGAUUUUCUGCUCCCAGAAUCUCCUUGGAGCAAGACGCUUCCGUGGCGCCCGGGCGCUCCCCACUGGCCACCACAGUGGUGGAUUUCAUCCACGUGCCCAUCCUGCCUCUCAACCACGCUCUCCUGGCUGCCCGCACCCGGCAGCUGCUGGAGGGGGACAGCUACGACGCCGGGACCUCAGCCCAGGGCUCAUUUGCCCCGCCUCGAGGCUCGCCCUCCACACCAUCCACGCCGGUGCCCUGCGGCGACUUCCCAGACUGCACCUACCCGCAGGACGGCGACCCCAAAGAGGACGCGUUUCCUCUUUAUGGCGACUUCCAGCCACCAGGCUUGAAGAUCAAGGAAGAGGAGGAAGGCGCAGAAGCAGCUGCGCGCUCGCCGCGCCCCGCCCGGGUGGCGGGAGCCAGUGCCGCCUCCUACCCAGAUUUCCCACUGGCGCCAGCGCCGCCACGGGCUCACUCCUCCAGGCCCGGAGACUCAGUGGUGGCCGGCGGUCCCGGCAGCUCCGCAGUGUCGCCAGCAUCCUCUUCUGGGUCCCUGCUGGUGUGCAUCCUGUACAAAGCAGAGGGCGCGCCGCCCACGCAGGGCCCGUUCCCGCCGCUACCCUGCAAGCCCUCGGCCGCCGGCUCUUGCCUGCUCCCGCGCGACAGCCUUCCUGCACCCCAGGCCGCCUCGGCAGCCCCCAACAUCUACCCGCCGCUAGGCCUCAAUGGGCUCCCUCAGCUGGGCUACCAGACCACAGUGAUCAAGGACAGCCUGCCCCAAGUCUACCCGCCCUAUCUCAACUACUUGAGGCCAGAUUCGGAAGCCAGCCAGAGCCCACAGUACGGCUUUGAUUCCUUACCUCAGAAGAUCUGUUUAAUCUGUGGGGAUGAAGCAUCUGGCUGUCACUAUGGUGUGCUCACCUGUGGAAGCUGCAAGGUCUUCUUUAAGAGGGCAAUGGAAGGGCAGCAUAACUAUUUAUGUGCUGGAAGAAAUGACUGCAUUGUUGACAAAAUCCGCAGAAAAAACUGCCCAGCAUGUCGCCUGAGAAAGUGCUGUCAGGCUGGCAUGGUCCUUGGAGGUCGGAAGUUUAAGAAGUUCAAUAAAGUCCGAGUUAUGAGAGCCCUCGAUGGUGUUGCUCUCCCUCAGUCAGUGGGCAUUCCUAAUGAGAGCCAGCCCUUAGGCCAGAGAAUCACCUUCUCCCCAAGUCAAGAAAUGCAGCUGAUCCCCCCACUCAUCAACCUGCUCAUGACCAUUGAGCCUGAUGUGAUCUACGCAGGACAUGACAACACAAAACCUGACACGUCCAGCUCUUUGCUGACCAGUCUCAAUCAACUAGGCGAGAGGCAACUGCUUUCAGUAGUCAAAUGGUCUAAGUCACUGCCAGGUUUCCGGAACUUGCAUAUUGAUGACCAGAUAACCCUGAUUCAGUACUCCUGGAUGAGUCUGAUGGUGUUUGGCCUGGGGUGGAGGUCCUACAAGCAUGUCAGUGGGCAGAUGCUAUAUUUUGCACCUGAUCUAAUCCUAAAUGAACAGAGGAUGAAGGAGUCAUCAUUCUAUUCAUUGUGCCUUACCAUGUGGCAAAUCCCACAGGAGUUUGUCAAGCUCCAAGUGACCCAUGAGGAGUUCCUCUGUAUGAAAGUCUUGCUACUUCUUAAUACAAUUCCUUUGGAAGGACUGAGGAGCCAAAGCCAGUUUGAAGAGAUGAGGUCAAGCUAUAUCCGGGAAUUGAUAAAGGCAAUCGGCUUAAGGCAGAAAGGAGUGGUCCCCAGUUCACAGCGCUUCUAUCAACUUACAAAAUUUCUCGACAGCUUGCAUGAUCUUGUGAAACAGCUCCAUCUAUACUGCCUGAAUACAUUCAUCCAGUCUCGGACACUAGCUGUGGAAUUUCCAGAAAUGAUGUCUGAAGUAAUUGCUGCACAGUUACCCAAGAUCUUGGCAGGCAUGGUGAAGCCUCUUCUCUUUCAUAAAAAGUGA
Cricetulus griseus (Chinese hamster) is the source of this 2784-nucleotide messenger RNA. NCBI's taxonomy places the organism in Eukaryota, Metazoa, Chordata, Mammalia, Rodentia, Cricetidae. The record is from RefSeq and is a predicted model, not a curated record.